Molecule: messenger RNA, 1869 nt
Organism: Magallana angulata
Lineage: Eukaryota; Metazoa; Mollusca; Bivalvia; Ostreida; Ostreidae
Product: tripartite motif-containing protein 3-like
Exons: 2
Coding region: 66-1730 (554 amino acids)
Biological process (GO): proteasome-mediated ubiquitin-dependent protein catabolic process; protein polyubiquitination
Molecular function (GO): ubiquitin protein ligase activity; zinc ion binding; protein binding
Source: RefSeq, a predicted model, not a curated record
AUUCAACUGUCAGGUGACAAGCCCAGCCAUGUUUAGGACAACGAACUGAUCUGAUCAUUAGAACUAUGGAUCCUCGCUCUACUGCCCAGGACGUGCACCGAUGUGACCUUUGUGAGACCGCCAUAGCACAAAGCUACUGUGACCUUUGUCAUGUCAACCUAUGUAAGCCUUGUAUUGGAGAACAUAUCUCUGAUGAAUAUGACAAACAUAAAAUAGUCCGAUUCAAGGAUCGAAAUUCAACAUUGAUUUAUCCGAAAUGCACAAUGCAUCCAGAGAAAAACUGUGAACUUCAGUGCAAAAAUUGUGACAAUUUUAUUUGUUCGUCCUGUACUGCUUCUGAACAACACAGAGGACAUGCAUUUGUUGAAGUUACAGACAUUUACAUCGCAAAAAAAGAAGUAAUUGAAGAGGAUACAGAGAAGUUACAGAAUAUCAUUAUCCCUCAAUAUGAAGGAAUUGCACACGACUUAGAAGGUCAGAUUGCUAAUCUAGAUGAAGAAUAUGAGAAACUAAUAACAGAAAUUUCAAAACAAGGAGAGGAGUGGCACAAAGAAAUCGACAUUGUCAUAAACAGGGUUAAAACUGAAAUAAGUGAGAUAAAAAUCAACCACAGAGAAGUUUUACAGAGACACUUGGAUGAAAAUAAACAGAUACAGUCUCUCAUAGAUCAAACGCAACUAGCUAUUAAAGAAAUCAAGAAAUCUCCUGAAGUAUCUUCGACCAUAGAAUACAACUCUAAGAUCAAAGAGUUAUAUAAUCUUCCGCCGCUCAAAGUCAAAGUAUUACUGCCAACAUUCAUCCCAAAGCCAUUAGACCAUGAGAAGCUAUAUCUUUUGUUUGGACAGAUCGCCCCAUUAACUACUGCUACCGAAGAAACUGUUUUGUCACCAAACUUACCGACGAAUUCAAUCAGAGAAUUAAUGGAUGAACCGGAGCUAGUUGCUACAUUGCAAACUGGUUAUAAUAAUCUACUAAGUAUUACCUAUCUCGAUGAAGACAGGAUAUGGACGUCUGGACAAACCAAUGCCAUCAAAUGCUUCAGCUUUAAAGGUUCACUACUGCAGAAAAUUCAGACAAAAUCCGGAGAAUGGCCUAGUGAUAUAGCUGUAAACAGUGAUGGGGAUCUAUUGUACAGUGAAUGGUUUACAAGAACUGUUAAUAAAGUCAAGAAUGGAGUAACAGAAGAGUCGAUCAGUUUACAGGGAUGGAAGCCUGCUAAUCUUUGUGCCACUUCUACUGGUGAUCUCCUGGUUGCCAUGUACAGUAAUACACAAACUCAAUCCAAAGUUGUCCGUUACUCUGGAUCUACAGAGAAGCAAAUCAUUCAACUUGAUGACAAAGGUAAGCCUAUAUUCUCAGGAAAUAAUGGUAUGAAAUGCAUCACGGAGAACAGAAACCAUGACAUCUGUGUAGCUGACUGGAAGGCUGAGGUAGUAGUGGUGGUUAAUCAGAACGGGAAGCUAAGAUGGAGGUACACCGGUCAUCCCCCAGUUGCCAGGACCAAAUCAUUUAAGCCUCGUGGUAUCACAACGGAUACUCAGAGUCGUAUCCUGACAGCAGACUAUGACAACCAUUGUAUCCAUAUUCUAGAUCAGAAUGGAUUGUUCCUAUGUUUUAUUAAUAACUGUGAUCUAGAGUAUCCUCGUGGUUUAUGUGUGGACAAAGACGACAAUCUGUUUGUGUGCGAGUAUUACAAAGGCAAUGUAAGAAAAAUAAAAUAUUCAAAAUAGACACAGGCGUUUGACAAUGAUGUAUUUCGAACAAGAGAUUUUCGUGAAUGCGAUGAAUAUCAAAAUUGGAAUGUUUAAUCAGAUGCAUUUAAUCAGUCUGUUAUUAAAUUCGUUAUAAAUAUUUAUUCCAUAAAUAAAA